Messenger RNA from Corticium candelabrum, 6876 nucleotides. RefSeq names its product polycystin-1-like protein 2. Gene Ontology annotation, molecular function: protein binding; monoatomic cation channel activity. The transcript is spliced from 23 exons. Gene Ontology annotation, biological process: kidney development; calcium ion transport. Gene Ontology annotation, cellular component: plasma membrane. NCBI's taxonomy places the organism in Eukaryota, Metazoa, Porifera, Homoscleromorpha, Homosclerophorida, Plakinidae. The record is from RefSeq and is a predicted model, not a curated record. Bases 1 to 6876 code for a protein of 2291 amino acids.
AUGCGCGAUUGUUCAUUCAAAAAAGCGGUUUUUCGUUACAAGGAAAUGUUACCUUCACGCGUCGCCUUCAUUCUGAUUGAGAUUGCUCUACUUGCCACCUGUUGCUCUAGUAGUCUUUCUGGACAUCUAAAACAGCAAGAAAACGAAAUUUCAUCAGUCUCGAUACUCAUUGACGACACUCCUACCAGUUCUGAUGUUGUCUACAUUUCAACACUCACAAACGCUACGUUCGAGGCUCACAUUAACAACAGCGCCAAAGAGUCCUACCAUUGGGAAAUCACACUUUACGACGGAAAGACAAUUUCUGCCAACACUCAACAGGUAUUCGUCCUGUUAAAAAGAGCUGGAUCCUAUUUCUUGUCUGUGACAGUCAGCAACUCUAUUAGCAAAGCCUCGGCGUCCGUACACGUGCGGGCAGAGGAUACCAUCUCUGGCCUUGCAAUAAGGUCGUCCAAAACGCACAUUGCCGUCAACGAAACGAUCGCAUUUACAGCACACGUCGUGAGUGGUUCAAGUUUCGUUUUGAAUUGGACGUUUACUCAUGAAAGCGGUCGGUCGGAUAACUACUAUCCCGUAAAAACGAGAUCAGUGGAGUACAGAUUUACUGACGUUGGUAUGUACGUUAUCGAGUUAGAGGCGAAAAAUAAUGUCAGCAGAGAAAACAUUGAAAACACAAUCGAAGCUAUGAUCGUAGUUUCUAAUCUCCACAUUAUUCAUAACGAACAAGCAGUCGACAACAGUCAGCUAAUGCUCGUGAAAGACACGCCAAUCAAACUGACAGCUGAAAUAAUGGGAUCAAAUCCUGUUUUCUUGUGGAUCUUGCGCAAUGGCAGCAGCCAGUUCGAAGGGAGUCGCUCUUGCGACCCGAGCAGUGCAAUAGGAAGCAAGAAGACGUUAUCUUUACGCUUUUCUACUAUUGGCUUGCGGCAGGUUAUGAUGUGCUCGACUAAUCUCGUCAAUCCCGGUCCCAUUCUUGUCGCACACGUUGCCUUGCUCAUCUAUAUUCCCAUUGAAAAUGAAAUUUUGUCGGUGUCGCCGUCGACAACCGUCGUCAAAAAUAGCAGCGUCGAUUUCGUUAUGAAAGUGACCGGUGGAUCGUCCGUCAUCUCGUACAAUUGGACGAUAAGCGAAGCGUCUGGUUCCAAUGUGGCGGCGGUCACAACCAAGAGCAACGUGUUGAGCUUCCGUUUCGAACGCGAGGGCAAGUACGUAGUAACUGUUGUACCGUUCGACGAUCUCCUCGACGGUAAGAAGCAAGAGGCUGCCGUCUACGUGCAAUCCCUUCUCUGCCCACCUCCAGUGCUGACGGUGGUAACGCUACCUCUAGUGCAAGAGAGGAUCCGCUCAAAAUCGUUUCGUCUCGAGGUUUCUGCAAUACCGAGCUGCACCAUGUUUAGAAUACGUUACUCCUGGAUUGUUUAUCGUAAAGAAACGAAUGAUGUCUGUCCGGUAAAAGCUUCAAAGUCAAGUGGAGUAAGUACAAACGAGAUUAAUACUGACAAUCGUAUCCUUACCGUUCCGAAAAACUACCUUCAACUGGGAGUCUACUGUUUUCGAUUUGAAGCCUCCGUUGGCUCUGCUUCGAGCUCAGAAACGUUCGUCGUAUCUGUCACAGAAUCCAAGCUAGUGGCGGUAAUUAAGGGUGGGCACCUGCGACUGAUCGGUGUUCAACAGCAACUAACUGUAGAUGGAAGUGACUCGUACGACCCGGAUAACAGAAUUGAAACAGAGCAGUCCAAACAAGAAAACAAUCUCUUGUAUGUAUGGUACUGUAAUUCUACUGUCACAUCAAACCACGGCUGCCAGAUAGUAGAAGACUCCAGCCUAUUCGAGAGAGGUUACGGUUGCUUCAUGGAUGACAGUGUAGACACAUCUGUCGUAACUACAGAAGGGAACACUCUACAACUCGGUAGAACGUACUUGUUCUUGCUGAAAGUAACGACAGGAACAAGAAUCUCUACGGCAUGGCAACAGGUGUGUGUUACCAAAAACAAACAACUGAAUGCCCCACUCAUCGACUGCUUGUCGUGUGAACGGUACGGCACAGAACGGUUCAUCUCUAGCACAACAACGGAACUGGUCGUCGAGUGUUCGGAGGAAAGCAAUUGCCAAGAUUUGUCAGUCCGUUGGCGAUUGUAUAACGUGACCGACAACGAGAAACCAGAGGAAGUAAUACUCGACGAUAAAAAGACUCCGACGGGAACUAGACGUCGCAAUCUAGUAGUGUAUCCUAAUGUGCUCGACAGCAGCACCGUCUACCGUUUCGAAUUGACUGUCACGGAAAGCAAUCGAGAUGAAGAUGAUUUUGGUUUUGCGAGUUUUACCCUCCCACCUAACAGCCCGCCUAAGAACGGCUCCUGCAGCAUUAGUCCUCAACGAGGGAUCACCCUGUCGACGCAGUUUACGUUCAGCUGUAGUCGUUGGAUUGACGACGAUCUCCCAUUAGAGUAUCAGUUUAGUACUGGACGCCACAUGGACGCGUCACGUCGUGAUCGAGUUAUCAUCUACCGAGGUUUCCAAAAUCGAUACGUUGCCGAUUCCCUGCCCGCGGGAAGUGCGAACAAUAACUACACAAUUUAUGUAUUUGCGAAAGUUUCUGAUCGAUUCGGAGGAGAGACAGAAGUAGAGAUACAACCACUAGUUGUCGAGCCGCUGCCGGAUACUUCAAACACGACUGCCUUUGAAGAGAUCGCACUGAACGCACUGACGAGAGUAGAAACCGAGUUUGGUAACGACCCACAGAGAGUAACCGAGACGUGUGGAUCCAUAAUGCAGUCGGUCAAUGCGGUAGAUGGUGAAACCAAAGAUGAUACGACAAGACGAGCUCGACUGCGCCAAACUUGCAUAGAAAAAAUGAACGAACAACCAGUCGAGUCUGCUGGCGAUGCAGAACGCAUUCUUUCCGUUUUAGUCGAAACAACGACCAACCCUGCUGAGAUCAGAGUCAGGGCAGUACAAAAAGUUGCGCUCAACACACUACAAAGAAUCGUUGCAGCCGUCGAUACGGUAGACGAUAUCAAUGAGACAGACAGCACAGCUAUUCAAAACAUGCGAGUCGUUUCUAAUUUGAUCACGGCAAGCUUAGUGAGCACUGACAACAAAGACGAGAGUUCGUACGUGAAAGUAGACGAGGCUGACGUGAGCGAUGUAAAAGAACUGAGCAUAAAUUUAGUCCGUCAGGUGCAAAAUCUAGGGACAAUACUGGCGGCAAAUCGCGUUGUUGGCGAAAGACCGUCCAUCGUCGAGACUCCGCAGGUUACUUUAGUAACAUCAAAAUCUGAAGCCGGACAAGUGGUUGGCAACACUCUUUCUCUUCUGUACAAAGACAUCGGCUUUGAACUGGGUGAUGGAUUUGGAAACAAGUUAAGAAACUUCAGCAAUUCGUCAGAAGUUCUACAGAGUGUGUAUAAUUUCGACAGCAAUCCUUACUAUUACAGUCCGUCGUCGAAGAGAAUCAAUACGAAGGUAGUAGGUUUGGAGUUUAGAACGACCGAUAAAGAGGAGAUUAAGAUCGACGACUUACCGGACGAUAGUCAGGUGCUCGUUCGUAUCCCUCGAUCUAUUGACGCCAACUUUACGUCAACAGAGGCGACCGUCGUAUCGAGCAAAUACACAUUUCUCCAGUUCAAUUUUUCCGAGUUGUGGAGUGACGGAGCUGCCAGCAUCGAGGUGACUCUUCUCGGUUCUUACAGGACGGAGGACGACAGAAUUAGAGAUAAGAGUGAGGAGCCCAAGGGAGUCGCAGUAUAUUUUAUGCAACACGAAGGACCUACGGAUUCAGAUGUGACAGAAGAAUAUCAUCAGUUCAACCUAACAUUAGAUAUGUUUACUAAUACAUCGUCGAACGUCCCUCACAAAAACUACACAAUCUUUUUGUUGGCCAGUUCUGUCAACGAGAGUACUAACCAAUUCGUCGGUCUCAAGAGUCUUCAUUCCCAAUUCGCUUUUAACGUGUCUGUCCGCAUCUUCUUUUCUGUUUGUCUGUCUUGGGAUGAAAAGGAGCAAUCGUAUUUAUCGUACGGAUGUCGACCAACGGAUCUCACAACGUCUGUCAACCUUGUGUGUCGCUGCAAUCACUUGACGUCGUUUGCUGGUGGCAUGUUUCCGGCUCCCAAUCCAAUAGACUUUUCUGUGUUUCUCUCAUUGGAUAUUGCUUCCAAUCCUGUCGCUUUGGUGACUCUGAUAAUAGUGUAUGUGAUCUACGUCGUUGCUGUAGUAUUUGCAAGACGAGCCGAUCUAAAAGACGAGCGAUUUGUCAAGGAAAUACCAUUCUGUGGUCCGAACGGAAGCUUUCAAUACGAGAUUUCUGUUCAGACAGGAUAUUGGUUUGGUUCAGGCACGACAGCUAACGUUGGUAUCGUUCUCUACGGUAAUGAGAACGUUUCUGGAAAGAGACAUUUGUACCGACCGAGUGCGUUUCGUCGAAGUUCUCUCGAUGUUUUCCAAAUUGCUUUUGACGAUCGUCUUGAUCAAAUCGAGAAAAUUCGUGUUUGGCACGAUAACUCUGGCAGUUCUCCGUCAUGGAAUCUUAAUCGUAUUCACGUCAAAGACAUGCAAACAGGACAAGUUUUCUACUUCGUCAUCAAUGAAUGGUUGUCUGUUGAUUCGGAUAGCGGUCUGUUGGCCUUGGAGAUACCGCAGGCUACGACUAACGACCUCAAAAAGUUUUCCAGCAUCUUCCCUAGUCAAACGAGCUACGGAUUUUCUGAAAAACAUCUUUGGUUCUCUGUUGUAGAGAGACCAGCUCGCAGCACGUUUACUCGCGUGCAGCGAGUCACUUGCUGUCUGUGUCUCUUCAUCAGCUUCGUAACAGCGAGCGCAAUGUGGUACGGAGUAACGCCGGAAGGAAAAACUGAUCUCGAUUUGGGAUUUACGUCAAUAUCUUAUCAGCAAAUUGGAAUCAGCAUCAUGGCUACAGCUGUAACAUUCCCUCUCAACAUAAUAUGGAUCACCAUGUUCCGAAAAUCCAAGAGAAAAAACAUUUCCUGCUUCGCAAAAAGAAAUUUAGAAAAUAAACAUGAGCAUGUGGAGAACGUGAAGACUGUUAUGUCGCAUCACGAUACCGCACCACACAGUCCUCACCUCGCUACCCCCGACGAUCUCUCACGAGUGAGACAGGAUGCGGAAGAUCACAAUCUAGAGGAGCUCGAUGUCGACGCAAGCAAAAUCGUUGCUCCACCAUCAUCCACUAGAUCCUUUACUGCUGAUGUCGGUUCAACCGAUGAGACAGAAGCACCAAUACAAACAUCAAAACCAGAGCCUUCUACGGCCAACAAACGGCAGUUUGAACUACCUCAUUUCUUCGUCUACGUUGCCUAUUUCGGAUGUUUCGCUACUUGCGCAGCAGGGUCGGUGGUAAUAAUGAUAUACGGACAGCAGUUUGGACGGAUCAAGGCAUUUCGAUGGCUCGUCACGAUGCUCUUGUCUUUUGUUGAAUCCGUCUUCGUCUUCGAACCGGUCAAGGUGUUUGUUAUAGCAGCGCUCGUGGCGUUGCUGAUCAAGCCCAAAGACGUCCUAGAAACCACUACCGCAUACGAUGUGCAAGUCAAGCCAGUCGAAGGAGUAGAGAUAGAAAAUGUGAGAGCUCUCACCGAACAAGACCGAGAUGCGGCUCGGCAGCGUCAACAAAAGCAGCAACACAUGAUCAAAGUGAUCUGGGAAAUCGGUCUCUAUUUUAUCUUCCUUUGGCUUGUGGUCGUCAUUGCAUACACCGAUCGGGACGAACGUGCGUUCUUGAUGACAAAGGCGUCGGAAGAAACGUUCGACGUAAAAGGAUCUUUCAGUGACAUCAACACAGCCGAUCAUUUCUUCCAAUGGGCUAACACGACACUCCUCGAAGGCCUCUACUGGGAGAGAUGGUACAAUGGUAGUCCAGUCCGUCACCCAGGAUUUACUAGGAAUAAUAUUGGCAAAGUGCUAGGCGGAGUUAGAUUAAGACAAGUUAGAGUCCAAAAAGAUUCCUGCAACGUAGUUGGAAUAUUUACUGAUCAAAUUAGCGAGUGCUACUCGCAGGGAAACAAUGAAAACGACCACAGUAACUAUGGUGUCGGAUGGACUGACAGCUCAAACAUGAGCGACGCGUCGUGGAGAUGGAGCAGCAGCUCGGAUUUGGAUGGAGUUCCGUAUUGGGGUCGUUUGGGUGUUUACUCUGGUGACGGUUACGUGCACGAUCUCGGCCUUACGAGUCUUCAAGCCAGAACGGUGGUAACGAGGUUACGUGAUAAUCUUUGGAUUGAUCGUCGAACACGAGCGGUCUUUGUUGAAUUGACAUUAUAUAAUGCCAACGUCAACUUGUUCGAGUCCGUCACGUUCUUGAUUGAGUUUCCUGCCACAGGUGGAGCAAUCCCGUCUCAUCAGUUUCUUUCCAUCAGACUGAUCAGAUACGUCAGCUCACUAGACAAUGUCAAGUUGGCUUGCGAGAUCAUGUUUAUUUUCUUCAUUCUUCUGUACACGUUUCGUUUGUUCAAAGAAGCAAAGCAGACUGGAAUAAAGAUUUACAUCAAGUACUUUUGGACUUGGAUAGAGAUUCCCUUCUUGUGCCUGUCUUAUGCGGCAAUCAUCUACGCUAUCUAUCGCAUUGUGGCCAUCAGGCAGCUUCUCAGUGCGUAUAGCAGUUCACCUAACACGUUCACAAAUUUCUACCGAACCGUCCUUUUGAGCCUCGCAAUGCAGUACGUCCUCGCCUUCCUCGGAUUCCUUGUGUCUAUAAAGGUUCUCAAAUUAUUUCGUUUCAAUCGAAGGAUGACAAUGCUAGGAAUGAUCAUGAAAAUCUCUGCUUGGGAACUCUUGUCAAUAAUUUUCUUCUUGAUUGCUCUGUUGUGGACAUUUUCACAGCUUGGAUAUUUGGCAAGCAAACUGCAAAAGCAUAAUGGUUGA